AUGCUACGCUCGUGCUGCUCAAUCAGUAAACGUUCAAAACGCGAAGAGCAGUAUUAUGUGAAGAAUGACGAUUGCGGGAGAUAUUCGUGGGAUAAAGAAAAACCCGAUCCAGCAAAUUAUCAUUUCGUCAAUCUUUAUGAUGAAAUUGCAAUUAAAUCAGAUGGUCAAAUUGCGGGAGAGCAAUUCACUGUCGAGAAAUGCAAAGGAUGUUCCAUACUGUUGCUUGAUCAUCUGGCCACGGUAAAUAUUGAUGAUUGUGAGGAGUGCCUCAUUGUUACUGGCCCUUGCAAUGGAAGUUUGUUUAUCCGAGACUGCAAGAAUACCACAUUGUUUACUAUUUGUCAGCAAUUCCGAAGUCGAGACUGCAUUAACACUGAUGUAUUUCUGUUUUGCACCACAAAACCGAUCAUCGAAUCAAGUAAAUUGAUGCGAUUUCGAUCGCUUACUCUUUAUUAUAACAAACUUGAAGAGCAUUUGAUGAAGUCAUCACUAAGCCCGUUCAUUAAUCAGUGGAAUAGUAUACACGAUUUUACACCCGAAGAUGUUCCUAAUUUUGAAAUUUGUUUAACAGAAUACGAUAAAAUUAAUAAGAUUGAUAUGGUUAAAAAUAUCGACAGCGUUAAAUUUAUUCCUGAAUUAUCAAUUCUUCCCUUAUAUAAUCUUGCAAACAAAGUCACCGGCAAGAAAGUGCUCAUUUUGUGUAUGAAGCGAGAUAGCGAAGAUUUAAUUUCAUUUUAUCGUCGUAUAUUGGAAUUUUUGAAAGAGAUAUUAGCGCAAGGUGCAAAGCUUAUCACAACUAGAGAUAUGCAAGGACGGAUAGGCGAUUAUCUUGACAGUAGACUGGUAACACUGGAAAUAGCAUGGAAUCGAGAAAAAAUUGAGGAAAGUGUCCGGAUGAUAAGCGAUAUGGUGGAAGUUGUAGAAGAUGGUGAUUUCGAGCAUCAUCGAGCCAGUCUAUAUCAGUUUGGUGCCAUAAUAGAAAAUAAAUUCUGUGAAGGAAUGCUUGGCCUUGGCCAUAGCCGAGAAUUGCUAUCUUUUGGCUUAUUUGCGAAUGGCUGGAAAUAUGGGGAAGUGAAGGGAAAGUUUAAUUUAGAAGGAGGAAAAGAAGAGAGAGGUGGGAAGGAUUGCUCCAAUGGACAGCUGCAGAGCCGUGUGUAA
This is a messenger RNA of Acanthocheilonema viteae, 1158 nucleotides long. NCBI's taxonomy places the organism in Eukaryota, Metazoa, Nematoda, Chromadorea, Rhabditida, Onchocercidae. The record is from the annotation of a GenBank genome assembly.